UCCAUCUCCGGCGCCUCGGAGCGCUCUCCGGCUUUGCUGUCUAGCCCGGCGAUCUCUUAGGCGCUUUCACCGCCUUCUUCUCCAGGCCUUGCCCCUUUGACGCCGGCAGUCGCGAUAUUGCGGAGACUGGAUUUCAGCUUCGUGGUCGGCGGAGCGGCCCCUGGAGGGCGCAGUGCGCAGGCGUGAGCGGUCGGGUGCCGACGCGCGCGGGUCUCGUUUGGAGUGGGAGUGAGUUCCUGAGCGAGGGGACCCGGCAGCGGGCGAUAGCGGGGCCAGGUGCCUCCACAGUCAGCCAUGGCAGCGCUACGCUACGCGGGCCUGGACGACACGGACAGUGAGGACGAGCUGCCUCCAGGCUGGGAGGAGAGAACCACCAAGGACGGCUGGGUUUACUACGCCAAAUUUGCCAUACGGAUGGGAACAAGAAACUGAUGAGAACGGACAAGUGUUUUUUGUUGACCAUAUAAAUAAAAGAACUACCUACUUGGACCCAAGACUGGCAUUUACUGUGGAUGAUAAUCCGACAAAGCCAGCCACCCGGCAGAGAUACGACGGCAGCACCACUGCCAUGGAAAUUCUCCAGGGCCGGGAUUUCACUGGCAAAGUGGUUGUGGUCACUGGAGCUAAUUCAGGAAUAGGGUUCGAAACCGCCAAGUCUUUUGCCCUCCAUGGUGCACAUGUGAUCUUGGCCUGCAGGAACAUGGCAAGGGCGAGUGAAGCAGUGUCACGCAUUUUAGAAGAAUGGCAUAAAGCCAAGGUAGAAGCAAUGACCCUGGACCUGGCUCUGCUCCGUAGCGUGCAGCAUUUUGCUGAAGCAUUCAAGGCCAAGAAUGUGCCUCUUCAUGUGCUUGUGUGCAACGCAGCAACUUUUGCUCUACCGUGGAUUCUCACCAAAGACGGCCUCGAGACCACCUUUCAAGUGAACCAUCUGGGGCACUUCUACCUUGUCCAGCUCCUCCAGGAUGUUUUGUGCCACUCAGCUCCUGCCCGUGUCAUUGUGGUCUCGUCAGAGUCCCAUCGAUUUACAGAUAUUAACGACUCCUUGGGAAAACUGGACUUCAGUCGCCUCUCUCCAUCAAGAAACGACUAUUGGGCAAUGCUGGCUUAUAACAGGUCCAAGCUCUGCAAUGUUCUCUUCUCCAAUGAGCUGCACCGUCGCCUCUCCCCGCGCGGCGUCACGUCAAACGCAGUGCAUCCUGGAAAUAUGAUGUACUCCAACAUUCAUCGCAGCUGGUGGGUGUACACACUGCUGUUUACCUUGGCGAGGCCUUUCACCAAGUCCAUGCAACAGGGAGCUGCCACCACCGUGUACUGUGCUGCUGCCCCAGAACUGGAGGGUCUGGGAGGGAUGUACUUCAACAACUGCUGCCGGUGCAUGCCCUCGCCAGAAGCUCAGAGCGAAGAGACGGCCCGUACCCUGUGGGCGCUCAGUGAGAGGCUGAUCCAAGAACGGCUUGGCAGCCAGUCCGGCUAAGUGGAGCUCGGAGCGGAUGGGCACACACACCCGCCCUGUGUGUGUCUGCUCACGCAAGUGCCAGGGCUGGGCCCCUUCCAAAUGUCCCUCCAACACAGAUCCACAAGAGUAAAGGAAGUAAGAGCAGUCACGACAGAGUGAAAAAUGUUAAGUACCAAUGGGAAGCAGGGAAUUCCUGGGGUAAAGUAUCACUUUUCUGGGGCUGGGCUAGUCAUAGGUCUCUUUGCUUUCGGGUGGUGGCCGGUUUGAAAGUAAAAACCUGGUUGGUGUGUAGGUUCCGUAUCUCCCUGGAGAAGCACCAGCAAUUGUCUUUUACUGUUUGUUGUAGAAUAGCCUGAGGUCCCCUCGUCCCAUCCAGCUACCACCACGGCCACCAGGGGCUGGCUUUCUCCUACUUAGGGAAGAAAAAGCAAGUGUUCACCUCUCCUUGCUGCAUUGAUCCAGGAGAUAAUUGUUUCAUUCAUCCUGACCAAGCCUGCGCCAGCUUGGUCACUGCUGGGGAGACAAAUCUCAGAACCUUGUCCCAGCCAGUGAGGAUGGCAGUGACACCCAGACGGAGUAGAAUACGGGGAACUACCACCUGGCAAAGUACUUGUCAUAGACUCCCUCGCUCAUGCUAUACAAAAAAUUCUUUAGAGAUUAUAACAAGUUUUUCAAAUCAUUCCUUAGAAAUCAUUCCUUAGAUACCUUGAGAGGCAGGAAGGGUAGCGUGUAUACUUAAGAAUACACAGGAUAUUUUGGGGGGCAGAGAAUAAAAAGUUAGUUAAUCCCUUUGUCAGUCACAGUCUCAGUUCUCUUGCUUUCACAUUCUGCUUCAACCUCCUGCUCUGCCUCCCAUCCUAUGCUUAAUAAAAGAACAUGCUUGAAUAUGAUCACCUGAACUUUGUAUUGUUUCUUUAAAAGUUUGUUUCAGUUUUUUUGUUUUUGUUUUUUUUUUAGAAAAGAAAUCUAGAGGAAAAAUAAAGCGCUUCUCGUAGACGCCAGGAAAACACGAUUCUUGUUUCUUCUCUGAGUUUGUGUUUUGUUUUUGUGCUUUGUGGCUGUCCGUGGGCCCAGUUGUCUCACGCAAUUAGCAUGCCAGCAUAUUUUCUGUUAAAGAAGAGAAAGAAAAAAGAAAAAUGACUAUUGUUUCAUUUCACCUUAAGAUGUUUUGUUAUUACUUACUUACUUAUAGUGAGUUAUUUUAGUCCUCAAUGGUCUGCUCCCCUGUAAUUAGCAAGUACUUAGUGAUUAGCGGGUACCUGUACGUUUGAAAAUGGGAGCUGUGCAGAAGCUCUUCUCUGCGCAUCCCAUCUCAUGGACACCAUGGUUUCCAGCCCGUUCCAGGAAGCACAUGAGGAAGUCCACUCUGGCAAGAUGGAGGAAAUGCUUUUGCUGAAAUACCAGGAAGGUGUGGAGGCUGGGUGUCAUUGUUCCACCUCCUGAUAAUGGCAGCUUCAGGCCAGACAAUGUCAUGAAGUUCUGAGCCUCUGCAUCUGUGUUGCACAGCAGUCAAACAAACACCAUUGCUCUCCAGUGGCCCAUAGCCUGGCCACAUCCUCCCAUCUGGCUAUAGUCUCCCUUACGUAAUCCUUAUUAAUUAUCACAGGACCUUUGAAACUAUGAAUCAGAUAAUGUCACUUUUCAGACAUUAUUGUCAUUUGCAAAAGCAGCCGUCAGAACUCCACUCUCAGAAUCUACACCUGGAGGGGAUCACCCCUCCCAUAUGACCUCUGACUUUGGCCAUGUGACUGGCCUUGGCCAAUUUGGAAAGUGCUGUGCACUGGGGCUUGCCUUUCCUUGCUGCUCUUUGGAACCCUGCAACUUCCAUCAUAGGGAACGGCUCCUGGGCUAAGCUGCUGGAUGAUGAGAGACACAUAGUCACUACCAGGACCCGUAUCCAGCAGUUGUUUGUUAGACAUGUGAGUGAGUGAGGCCAUCCCAGACUAUCCAGCCCCAGCUGUGCCAAUUCAGAGGAGAAGAAACUGCACAUUUAACUCACAGCACUGCAAAAGAUAGUGGCUUAAAAGAACACACUUUUACUAAGUUUCAGGCUUACUUGUUACUCAGCAAAAGCUAACUGAUGCAGCUUCUCAGCUCACCAAGGUUAAUUUUUUUUACCCUACUUCUCUUGUAGUUUGGUCUCCAGCUACCUCUCUAAUCUCAACUUCCAGCACUUUCUCCUUAUCCACUAGAAGCCACUGUAGUGUUCCUGUUUUCCUCGAACAUGCCAAGCACACUCCUAACUCAAGGGCUACCUAUUUGCUGUUUCCUCUGCUGAAAUGCUUUCCUUCCAGAAACCAGCAUGCCUUUCUUCCUCACUGAUGUUCAGUCUCUGCUCACAUGUUAUCCCUGUCUUCAUGGUGUCACCCCGUUCUCAUUCCCCUUCCCCUCUAUUUUUUUCUCCACAACAUUUAAUAUUAUUGUACACAUUGUGUGUCUAUUUUUUCUGUCUACCUGCUAUGAGAGAAACUGAAAUUUGUCUGUUUUCUUCACAACUUGGCCACAGUACCUUGAACUGCUCCUGUCACACAGCAACUUAAUAAAUAACCACUUAAAGAA
Molecule: messenger RNA, 4015 nt
Organism: Nomascus leucogenys (northern white-cheeked gibbon)
Lineage: Eukaryota; Metazoa; Chordata; Mammalia; Primates; Hylobatidae
Gene: WWOX
Product: WW domain containing oxidoreductase
Exons: 8
Coding region: 569-1474 (301 amino acids)
Molecular function (GO): protein binding
Source: RefSeq, a predicted model, not a curated record